Molecule: messenger RNA, 3114 nt
Organism: Salarias fasciatus (jewelled blenny)
Lineage: Eukaryota; Metazoa; Chordata; Actinopteri; Blenniiformes; Blenniidae
Product: spidroin-1
Exons: 11
Coding region: 1-3114 (1037 amino acids)
Biological process (GO): intermediate filament organization
Cellular component (GO): cytoplasm; intermediate filament
Molecular function (GO): structural constituent of cytoskeleton
Source: RefSeq, a predicted model, not a curated record
AUGAGCCGCAGCCCGGAGAGAAUCUCUUCCUACCGCCGUCACUUUGAGGACAGCAGCAGCAGCAGCGCGACCUACCAGGUCAGGGUUUCCAGCCCUUCCCCCGUCAGGAGAGACGCCCGGAAUGGCUCCGCCGGCUACUCCAGAGCCGGGGCCGGCAGCAUGCGGAUGGAGUCAGUGGGUCGAAGGACGGCCUCGGCCGCUCGCAUGUCCCGCGUGAUGGGAGCAGGUGUGGCUGCCGGAGCCAUGGUGUGUGUUGGGCCCGGUGGAGAACCUGUCAUGGAUCUGGAUGUGGCCGCUGCAGAAAACCAGGAGUUUCUCAGCACCCGCACGAGUGAAAGGCAGGAGAUGAUCAUACUCAAUGACAGACUGGCUGUGUACAUCAACAAGGUUCGCUCGCUUGAGCAGCAGAACAAAUUACUGGAAGCUGAGAUUGAGGCCUACCUCAACCGCUUUGAGAAGCCAUCAGGCCUGCGCCUGCUGUACGAGGAGCAGCUGAAGGAGCUGAAAAAGAUUGCUGACCAGAUGAGAGUUCAGCGGGACAUUUCCUUGGCGGCAAAGGAAUCCACAGCUGCUCAACUAGAGGCAAUCAAAAUCAAAUACGAAGAGGCAUUGGAGCAGAGGAAGAAGGCUGAGCUGGACAUCGAAGCCUUCCGUCCAGAUGUCGAUAAAGCCACCUCCUCACGCAUUGCCCUGGAGAAGAAGCUGGAGCAGCUGGAAGUUGAAAUUGAAUUCCUAAAACGGAUCCAUCAGCAGGAAAUUGAUGAGCUCAUGAAGCAAAUCUAUGCAGCUCACGCGUCAGCUGAGAGUGCCUUUGCCCUGCCUGAUCUGGCUGGUUCUCUGAAACAAAUCCAAAAGCAGUACGAUGACAUUGCAGCCAAAAAUCUCGAGGAAAUGGAUUCAUGGUACAAAAACAAGUUUGAGGAUAUAACCAAAAAGACAUCCGGACAUGUUGAUAAAGUUCGAAGUGCUAGAGAGGCAAUAGCUGGAGCCAAGAAAGAGAUCCAAGGCAAGGAACGUGACAUGGAUGGCCUGAAUACCAGAAGUGAAGCUCUUGAAGCUCAAAUCCGGGAGUUGCAGGAAAAGUACAAGAAGGAAUUAGAAGACCUGCAGGCUCGCAUUGAAGCACUGCAGCUCGAGCUGAAAACUACCAAGGAGAAAAUUGCAUUGCACCUACGUGAGUACCAGGACCUCCUGAAUGUCAAGAUGGCCCUGGAGAUCGAGAUCACUACCUACCGAAAAUUGAUAGAGGGAGAAGACCUGCGGCUUGCUGGCAUGAUGCAAACUUUGUCACUUACCAGCUGUAGCACAAGUGGCAUUGGUAUUGGGGUGAGCUUCAGUAGUGGAGGAGUGGGUAGUGGUGGAAUAGGCUUGGGUGGUGUGGGUGGAAUUACAGGAGCCAGUAGUGGGAUUGUUGGAGGUAUGGGGAGUGCAGGAGGAAUGAGUGGUGGCAUGGCAGGCGGAGGAAUUGGAUCCUUGAGUGGAAGACUGGGAGCUGAAGGUACUAGCGACAGGAGGGGCUCUACUGGUAGGGCAGGUGGGAUAGACGUGACUGGUAGAGGUGUAGGAGGAGGUGUUGGAGCUAGUGCUGGUAGUCUGCAUUCUGGUGGUGGAACUGGAGCAGUGGGUGCUGCAGGAAUGACUGGCCCAGGUCUUGGAGGCUCAGGCCCUGGUGGAAUGGGUCCUGGUGCGGUGGGUGCUGGUGGAAUGGUUCCUGAUGGGAUGGGUACAAGUGGAAGGAGUCCCAGUGGACUAGGUCCUGGUGGGGUGGGUACAGUUGGACUGGGUCCUGGUGGAAUUGGUACUGGUGGAAUGGGUCCUGGUGGGGUGGGUCCUGGUGGAAUGGGUCCUGGUGGAAUUGGUACUGGUGGAAUGGGUCCUGGUGGGGUGGGUCCUGGUGGAAUGGGUCCUGGUGGGGUGGGUCCUGGUGGAAUGGGUCCUGGUGGGGUGGGUUCAGUUGGACUGGGUCCUGGUGGAGUUGGUGCUGGUGGAAUGGGUCCUGGUGGGGUGGGUCCUGAUGGAAUGGGUCCUGGUGGGGUGGGUACAGUUGGAAUGGGUCCUGGUGGGGUGGGUACAGUUGGAAUGGGUCCCGGUGGGGUGGGUCCUGGUGGAAUGGGUCCCGGUGGGGUGGUUCCUGGUGGAAUGGUUCCUGGUGGGGUGGGUACUGGUGGAAUGGGUCCUGGUGGAGUUGGUGCUGGUGGAAUGGGUCCUGGUGGGGUGGGUCCUGGUGGGGUGGGUACAGUUGGAAUGGGUCCCAGUGGGGUGGGUCCUGGUGGAAUGGGUCCUGGUCCAAUGGGUCCUGGUGAAGUCGGGACUGGUGGGGUGGGUCCUAGUGGAGUCGGUACUGGUGGAAUGGGUCCUGGUGGAAUGGGUCCUGGUGGGGUGGGUAUUGGAGAGUUGGGUGUUGUUGGAGUGGGUGUGGGUGUUGGUUCUGGUCUUGCUACUGGUGCUGGUGGGGUGGGGCCUGAAGGAAUGAAUGGUGUGGGUGCUGGUAGUGGCAUAGUUGCUGGUGCCGGUGGGGUGGGUGUUGGAGGCUUGGGUGCUGGUGAUAUGGGUGCUGGUGGCAUGGGUGCUAAGGGUGUGGGUACUGGUCCUGCAGGUUUGGGUACUGGUGCUGGUGGUGUGGAAGGUUUAGGUUUCAGCAUAGGGGGAGAGGGUGAGUGUGGUGUAGUUGGGGUUGGAAUGGGUGUGGGCAGUGGCACUGCAGGUUCAGGUGGCAUCGGCAGCUCUGGCAUUGGGUCUGGUGGAGAAAGAGACCAUUUGAGUGCAGGGACUCCAGGAGGGAUAAGUGGAUAUGGAGGGAAGGGCAGUGGUGUGGGUCCAGCUGGAAGUGCAUUCACUGAAGGAGGAGAUGAUGCGGGGCUUGCUUUGUCAGGGGGAGGGGGGAUGGGAAGGAUUGGUGGGGGAAAGGGCGCCUCAAGUGGUGCCGGUUUUGGAUAUGGAUCCGAUGGCUAUGACGGCAACAUUGAGACUUAUGCAGAGCAGGCUGUGGAGCUGACGGAGAGAAGGACGGUACUUAUUAGAACCGUGAAAAAUGAAGAUGAUGUGCUAGAGAUGGACCACCAAGAACAGACCUACACCAUCACCGGUGCAGCCGACGACUCUGAUGACGAUUGA